This is a messenger RNA of Artibeus jamaicensis (Jamaican fruit-eating bat), 3425 nucleotides long. It is a transcript of the gene KLC1, whose product is annotated as kinesin light chain 1. Gene Ontology annotation, molecular function: kinesin binding. Gene Ontology annotation, biological process: axo-dendritic transport. The record is from RefSeq and is a predicted model, not a curated record. The transcript is spliced from 15 exons. Lineage: Eukaryota; Metazoa; Chordata; Mammalia; Chiroptera; Phyllostomidae. Bases 256 to 2082 code for a protein of 608 amino acids. Gene Ontology annotation, cellular component: cytoplasm; membrane-bounded organelle; kinesin complex.
CGCCGAGACGCCAUUUUCCGCGGCGGGGCUGGAGCCGGCGGGUCUUGGGGCGGCGGCUGUGAGGGAGCAGCGGGGACAGCGCGCGCGGACGGCGGAGGAUGCUGCGGGGCGGUCGCGCCGGCGCUCCUCGCUCGUGAUAGCGGCGCCGCUUCUGAGGCGGCCGAGGCGGCGUGUCCCGUGCUGUCCCGCGACGCGCACGCGCCCGCGGCCUCCCGAGCUGACAGCGCCAGCGCGCGGCCCGCGGGAGCAGCACGGAUGCACGACAACAUGUCCACCAUGGUGUGCGCAAAGGAGGACAGGUUGGAGAAGCUGACGCAGGACGAGAUCAUUUCCAAGACAAAGCAAGUGAUCCAGGGGUUGGAGGCUCUGAAGAACGAGCACAACUCCAUCUUGCAAAGUUUGCUGGAGACACUGAAGUGUCUGAAGAAAGAUGAGGAGAGCAACCUGGUGGAGGAGAAGUCGAGCAUGAUCCGGAAGUCCCUGGAGAUGCUGGAGCUCGGCCUGAGCGAGGCACAGGUCAUGAUGGCCCUGUCCAAUCACCUGAAUGCCGUGGAGUCGGAGAAGCAGAAGCUGCGGGCGCAGGUGCGCCGCCUGUGCCAGGAGAACCAGUGGCUGCGGGACGAGCUGGCGGGCACACAGCAGCGGCUGCAGCGCAGUGAGCAGGCCGUGGCCCAGCUGGAGGAGGAGAAGAAGCACCUGGAGUUCAUGAACCAGCUGAAGAAGUACGACGACGACCUCUCUCCGUCCGAGGACAAAGACACUGAUUCCACCAAAGAGCCUCUGGAUGACCUUUUCCCAAAUGACGAUGAUGACCCCGGCCAAGGAAUCCAGCAGCAGCACAGCAGCGCCGCGGCCGCCGCCCAGCAGGGGGGCUACGAGAUCCCUGCCCGGCUGCGCACCCUGCACAACCUGGUCAUCCAGUACGCCUCGCAGGGGCGCUACGAGGUGGCCGUGCCACUCUGCAAGCAGGCCCUGGAGGACCUGGAGAAGACGUCGGGCCAUGACCACCCGGACGUGGCCACCAUGCUCAACAUCCUGGCGCUGGUGUACAGGGACCAGAACAAAUACAAAGAUGCAGCAAACCUGCUGAACGACGCCCUGGCCAUCCGUGAGAAGACUCUGGGCAAAGACCACCCUGCGGUGGCAGCGACUCUGAACAACCUCGCGGUGCUGUAUGGCAAGAGAGGGAAGUACAAGGAGGCGGAGCCGCUGUGUAAGAGAGCCCUGGAGAUCCGGGAGAAGGUUUUGGGGAAGGACCACCCCGACGUGGCCAAGCAGCUGAACAACCUGGCGCUGCUGUGCCAGAACCAGGGCAAGUACGAGGAGGUGGAGCACUACUACCAGAGGGCCCUGGAGAUCUACCAGAGCCGGCUGGGGCCCGACGACCCCAACGUGGCCAAGACGAAGAACAACCUGGCCUCCUGCUACCUGAAGCAAGGCAAGUUCAAGCAGGCAGAGACGCUGUACAAGGAGAUCCUCACCCGUGCGCACGAGCGGGAGUUUGGGUCUGUCGAUGAUGAGAACAAGCCCAUCUGGAUGCAUGCGGAAGAGAGAGAGGAGUGCAAAGGGAAGCAGAAGGACGGGCCGUCGUUCGGGGAGUACGGUGGCUGGUACAAAGCCUGCAAAGUCGACAGCCCCACGGUCACCACCACCCUGAAGAACCUCGGGGCUCUGUACCGGCGCCAGGGCAAGUUCGAGGCUGCGGAGACGCUGGAGGAAGCAGCCAUGCGGUCCCGUAAACAGGGCCUGGACACGGCGCACAAGCAGAGAGUGGCCGAGGUGCUGGGCGACCCCGAGAGCUCGGAGAAGCGCCGGAGCCGGGAGAGCCUGACCGCGGACUCGGUCAAGUACGAGAGCGGCCCUGACGGAGGGGAGGAAGUGAGUAUGGGCGUAGAGUGGAGCGGGGACGGCACUGGAGCUUUGCGACGCAGCGGCUCCUUCAGCAAACUUCGGGCCUCCAUUCGGCGCAGCAGCGAGAAGCUGGUGCUGAGGCCUCGGGCCAGGGCCCGUCUGGGGGCUGCACCAGGUCAGGGGCGGAGACGGCGGGGCUUGGGCUCGUGGGUUUACCCGAGAGGCGCGUGACUUGCUGACACUCAGUAUUUGUUUAGGUCCUUUUAAGUUUUAAUUAAAAGACUAGUUUUAAUCUAGUAAGACGAAAAGCUAGCCGUGACAACAUUGGACUUCGUGCGGGCGCCAGUACACGCAGGGAAGGGUCAUGUGCCCGGGCUUGAUCGUGAGGGGUUUGCCCAGGAGGCCUCGUGUCCAGGCAGCUUCGGUCAUGGUUGCGGAGCCUGUGCGGACACUUGAGGGCACCGCCUGGGAGUCGGGGUCUGAGGGACCCUGUGUUGAGGGCCGGUGGAGGUUGGCUCUCGUCCUGUGCUCAGUGUUAUCGCGUCUCGGCUGGUGCAGGCAGCCCCCCGCGGAGGCACUUCUCACGGAAACGCGGUUUCGUCAGCCAUUCUGUGGAGUCUUUCAGAACAGCACCUGCUUCUGACGGGCUGUCAGACUCGGUUCUAAAAGCGAUUCCGCCUCGAGUUCUGGGGGCAGGAGCCCUCAUCCCUUGGGAUGGCGAGGCCAGGUUCCUCGGACAGUGUCCUGGAGGCAGGGGGGCCUCUCUCUGCCACGUCCAGGUGCUGCAGGCUCAGCCCCCGCCUCGUGGGUGGGGGUGCUCUGCCCCGCGCCCACCUGCCUCUGCCUGUGGGCGGUCUCGCGGGUGUGGGCCUGGGCCACGGGGCCCUGCACUGCCUCUGGAACGGCGGUGACGGCUGCGCACAGCUUGGUGGUCGGGGUCUGCAGAGAGGACGCGCGUCUCUGAGGCCCACCGAGUUUCCGCUCCUGUGGGGCCGUGGCGUCUGCCCAGGCCCUGGUGCCCUCCCGAGUUGUGCCUGUCCCGAAGGUUUUCCGUGCAGAGUCCAGUUCUGCCUUGGUGUCUCGUCGCUGGGCCUUCCGCCCUGGUGACGGCCCAGAGUUUGCUCCCUUUCUGCUGCCUCUCCCGGGAGGGGGCGCCGUGUGGGCUCAGCCUGACCUGGAGUGAGAGGAGCCGGCCGCCUGCUGGCAUGCGCCGCCUUCCUGUGCGGUCUCACUGGAGACGACACUCAGCGAGCUCUUUAAAAACCGACUGAACUUAGAAACGUCAUCUCAUGAAAUUCUUCCUGCAGUGCAGUGAUCUUUGCAGGUAGGAGGUGCGGUGGGCAUUCACUGACCCAGUGGCUUUCAGAGCUGAGCACACGUCUUGGGUGUUUGUGACGCGCCUGCUGCUGGGCUUGGCCUUGGUCCCCGGUGCAGGGCGGCCACCCGCUGCAGCAGGAGUCAGGCUGGGGGCCCACCACCUCGGCUCUGGGAGCAGCGUGGCCGUGGGUGUGAUCCCAGUGAGUCAGGUGCCACCUGAGGCUCAAGCACCUUGGGCUUCGAAGGACGUGUGGGUG